AUGGCCAAGUGGUUUCGGUUCCUCAAGCGCGAUCAAUCCCUUUCUGUGUAUUUCUUUGCUGUGCCCCGUCUCAGCCUGAACAUAAUGGGCUAUUGGCCAGAAAGGUCGGGCGACAGGCUGCCCUUGAGAUGCAUCGUUAACUUCGUGAUCCUGGCCAUUGGCGUCAUCACCGAACUGCAUGCAGGACUACGUUUCCUGGACCAACAGCAGAUCACCUUGGCAUUGGAGACCCUCUGUCCGGCGGGCACUUCGGCGGUCACGCUGCUCAAGAUGUUCCUCAUGCUGCGCUAUCGCCAGGAUCUGUGGGCCAUGUGGACGCGCCUGAGGAGCCUGCUCUUCGAUCUCAGGCCGGAGCUGCCGAAUCAGCGGCAAAUCCGGCUGAAACACUCCGUCAUGGCGGCCCGCAUCAACUUCUGGCCACUGUCCACCGGAUUUUUUACUUGCACCACCUACAACCUGAAACCCAUCCUCAUCGCCUUGGUCCUGUACCUCCAGAAUCGAGACGACGAUUUCGCCUGGUUCACACCCUUCAAUAUGACCAUGCCAGAAGCUCUUCUGCGAUCACCAUUUUUUCCCCUGACCUAUAUAUUCAUUGCCUACACGGGCUAUGUUACCAUCUUUAUGUUCGGAGGCUGUGAUGGUUUCUAUUUCGAGUUCUGUGCCCACUUGUCGGCUCUUUUUGAAGUGCUGCAGUCGGAGAUACGAUCCAUUUUCAAGCCCUACAAAGAUCACUUGGAGCUUUCGCCAGUGCAGCUGUAUCAUUUGGAGGAGCGAAUGCGGGCAGUGAUCAUCAGGCACAAUGACAUUCUCAAUCUGACCAUGUUUUUCCGGGAGCGCUAUGUGAUUAUCACCUUGGCGCACUUUGUGUCCGCUGGCAUGGUGAUUGGUUUCAGCAUGGUCAAUCUUCUGGCCGUGAGCAACAAUGGUCUGGGAGCCCUUCUUUAUGUGGCCUAUACGAUCGCAGCCCUGAGCCAACUGCUGGUUUAUUGCUAUGGCGGAACUCUGGUGGCCGAAAGUAGUGCGGAACUGAGCCAAGUGAUGUUCUCCUGUCCCUGGCAAUUGUUUAGGCCUCAACAGCGACGCCUGGUUCUCUUUCUGAUCAUGCGAUCCCAGCGGCCCAUGUCCAUGGCAGUGCCCUUCUUUUCACCUUCACUGGCCACCUUUGCCUCGAUUCUUCAGACUUCGGGCUCCAUUAUAGCCUUGGUUACAUCCUUUCAGUAG
This is a messenger RNA of Drosophila subpulchrella, 1221 nucleotides long. It is a transcript of the gene Or10a, whose product is annotated as odorant receptor 10a. The transcript is spliced from 5 exons. Gene Ontology annotation, cellular component: plasma membrane. Bases 1 to 1221 code for a protein of 406 amino acids. Gene Ontology annotation, biological process: detection of chemical stimulus involved in sensory perception of smell; sensory perception of smell. Gene Ontology annotation, molecular function: olfactory receptor activity; odorant binding. The record is from RefSeq and is a predicted model, not a curated record. NCBI's taxonomy places the organism in Eukaryota, Metazoa, Arthropoda, Insecta, Diptera, Drosophilidae.